AUGUCCGCUCCACUGUGGCUGAGUUUUGCUGAGAGGACCGUCCCUGGGCACCAAGAGCCGUCCGCACUGGGCUGCACGGGCCACAUGGGGGUCACUGCUGUCUCCUGGGAUAAAGCUGCCUCAAGUCUCCUCCCGGCCUCACUGCGGGAGCCCUGCCUUGACCCACAUCCCAGCCCAGGGGUUGGUCUGCUUGCCUGCGGCCUCCUAAAGGGGGGGGCGGCCUUCAGAGGGGCUCCCCAUGCGGCAGGGGUUCCCAGCCCUGCGGGGAACUUUGACCGGGCAGCCUCAAGCAAGAUCUCAGGAUGGAAGAGCUUCGUGGAAGGGGUGAGGCAUCGUCAGUCGGGGCAGGUCCUGGUGCUGAAGAUGAAUAAGCUGACCAGCAACCGUGGGAACAUGCUGCGCGAGGUGCAGCUGAUGAACCGGCUCUCCCACCCCAACAUCCUCCGGUUCAUGGGGGUCUGCGUUCACCAGGGCCAGCUGCACGCGCUGACAGAGUACAUUAAUGGGGGAAACCUGGAGCAGCUGCUCGACAGCCCCGCCCCCCUCCCCUGGCCCGUCCGCAUCAAGCUGGCCCUGGACAUUGCCCGUGGGCUGUGCUACCUCCACAGCAAGGGCAUCUUCCACCGUGACCUGACUUCCAAGAACUGCCUGGUCAGGUGUGAGGAUAACGGCUACACGGCAGUCGUGGGCGACUUUGGCCUGGCGGAGAAGAUUCCCACCUACAGCGAGGGCAGCGAGAAAGAGCCCCUGGCUGUGGUGGGCUCUCCCUACUGGAUGGCCCCCGAGGUUCUGCGUGGGGAGCUGUACAACGAGAAGGCGGACGUCUUUGCCUAUGGCAUCAUCUUGUGCGAGACGAUUGCCCGUGUGCCGGCCGACCCCGACUACCUGCCUCGCACUGAGGACUUCGGGCUCGACGUGGCUGCGUUCUGCGACCUGGUGGGAGCCGACUGUCCGGCAGCUUUUCUCCAUCUGGCCUUCCACUGCUGCAAGAUGGAGCCCACGGCCCGGCCCUCCUUCCUGGAGAUCGCCCAGCGCCUGGAGGCGAUGCUGACCGCGGGAGACCCCGGCCCACCCCUGCUGAACGAUGGGACCAGCGUCCCUGCGAACCCGGCGGCCACGCUGAACAACGGUCAAGCGGCCAAGCAGCUCCCCUUCCCCAACGCCCUGCCCGGCCAACAGCUCUUGACCCCGGAGCAGCACCUCUCCCGCAGCCAGUCGGACGUGUUUCCCCCUCGGUCACCCGCCUUGCCUCGUGCCCAGGACACUCCACAACGAGUCAAUCCCUUCUCCCAGCGCCAGGACCUCAAGGGGGGCAGGAUCAAGCUCUUCGACACGCCCAGCAAGUCCUUGAUCUCCCUGACCUUCAACCUUCCGCCCCCCUCGCCUCUUCCGCCUGGCACCCCGAUUACGCCAGAGCCGGCCGUGGAGAUGCAGUGCAGCUUUGCUGAACCCAUCGCCAUCCUGCGGAGGUGCCACUCGCUGCCGGCCUCCCCAGAGCUGCCUUGCCGAGGGCAGCCACCCCGCAGCCCCCUCCAGACCCUGGACCGUGCCAGCCCAGAACCCCCCGGUUCCCCUGCCGGUGAGCUGAUGGACUGCAGUCCGGACAGCCCGGGCCCAGCCUCCACUAUCCCAGUGCCCGCCCUGAGCAACGGCAGCUUCAUCAACACGGCCGUGUCGGCAGCCCAGCCCCGGUCCCCCAAUGGGCUGCUCCUGAACAAUAACAGCAAGCCGCGGGGCUGGGCCGGGGGCUUCUCCGAGUUGAGCGUGCCCCCCACAGUGGAUGGGGUGCAGACGGCGCGCCCGGGGGCGGCCCUGCCCCUGAGCACUUCCAGCAGCAGCUGCGUGAUGGAGCAGGACGAAGUGCUGGCCUGCCCUGCCUGCUGCCUGGGCCCGUUCAGGUUCAGCUUCUCCUCUGUCUGCCACCGGCCGGCCGCCAGCACCCCCCGCUACCAGAACCUGAACUGCGAGGCCAGGAGCCUGCAGUGCCCAGAGAGGCACCCGCAGCACUGCAAGGCCCUGGCGCCAGGCUUGCCAGAGCCCAGCCUCAAGUUGCCGGAAGCGCAGUCCUGAGUCUGGCCUGCGGCCGAGGAGCGCCUUGGAUCCGCCUGGGACUCUCAGCUGCCCUUCGGACCUCGGGGAGCUGGCGCGGGCCGAGGCGGUUGGCGCUCCGCUGCCGGGGCCGGCAGGACGAGGCUGCACCCGGGUGCCAACCCUGUUUGGCUGCCGCUGUGGGAAAGCGGGAGGCAGCCCUCAUCCCCCGCCUGGUUUCGGUGCAAUAACGGGUGGCUUUCUGCUCUCCCCAGGCUGGCCCCGUGGCAGGCUCGAAGCAGACUCAGCCCCAGCUCCUUGGGGCUUGCCUCCUGGGCCGGUUUGGCCCAGCACUUAGGUCUAACCUCUGCGCAGGUGGGUGGUACCCCUCCAGCAUGGGAGGGGGCAGAGGGGCAGAGCGGUGGGGUGUACGCAGGGCAUGGGGCUCCGAAGCAGGGCCGGGAUGGAAGUGACUGGCUUGUGUCACGAUUGUGAGGCUGGGAAGCGAAGGCACGCGCUCCUUCUGCCACCUGGGAGGGACGGGCAUGCCCUUGGUACGGUGCUGUGGGGUAUGUUGGACGGAUGGGUGGGGAGGUAGCCAGCCUGUAUUCCUACCCCGUCUGCUCCCCUCCUGCCCUGUGCAAUAACGGUUCAGUGUGGGUGUGCUGCUCUUCCGGGCCCUUCUCUCCUCAGUGCACUAAUGGAGGAGAAAACGCCGCCGCAUUUUUAAUAACGGAAAAUACUUGUUAAUAUAUUCAGCUUAUUUAAUGUGUUGAAAAAAUAAAACCUGAUGUCAGUCCCA
Python bivittatus (Burmese python) is the source of this 2830-nucleotide messenger RNA. NCBI's taxonomy places the organism in Eukaryota, Metazoa, Chordata, Lepidosauria, Squamata, Pythonidae. The record is from RefSeq and is a predicted model, not a curated record.